This is a messenger RNA of Mucor mucedo, 1083 nucleotides long. RefSeq lists its product as uncharacterized. The record is from RefSeq and is a predicted model, not a curated record. The coding region runs from base 231 to 1034 and encodes 267 amino acids. Lineage: Eukaryota; Fungi; Mucoromycota; Mucoromycetes; Mucorales; Mucoraceae. The transcript is spliced from 5 exons.
ACUGGAUUAAGAUCAAUUAAUCUAUCUUUCUGUCGCAGCUGCCAGUGCACACUAUUGAAAAAAAACUGAAAUGCAUGCAGAGUAUGUGCGUGUGUGUGAUUUCACGAAAAUUUAAGCCCAAGUGGGGAUAUCAAAAAAAAAAAAAAUUAUUAUUGUUGUUGAUUGUUGAGUAAAAAGGGGCUGAACACUUCUUUUAAAAUUUUCUUUCUUUGUUUCUCUUAUUUGGAUUGAUGAAUUAUCUUGUCAUGGACAGAGCUUCUGAAGCAGCCGCUAAUGACUUGGCUGAAGUUCGUAAACUCAUCGAAGGCAUGAAUGCACUUGUGAACAGCCAAAUGCAGCAACAACAACAACACCAGUUGCAACAUUGUGAAUACCCAAACGCCAUGCAGCAACAACAAGAUGCAGCUGCUUUAAUGGCUACUAUCGCUGCAGUGGCUCAACAAAAUAACCAUAAUGCUCAACAGUCCGCUCUAACAUCAACUACUACCAAUAAUAAUAAUACCAUGCCUCCAGAACAAUCUCCUCGACCUACUUCCUUGACACCAGCAACCACUAAUAAUACAGAUACAACAGAGAACACACCGCCACCGACUACCUCAGCAGCAGCGACAGAAGAAGUUAAGACACCUAUUGCAACAGCGGAAACUGACGCCAGUUCCACACAACAAGCAGAAACCCAAGUGUACAGCAAUCCUGCUCCACAAGCUGGCGUUAUCAUUGAAGUGACCCAUUUGACCUACAAUCGUACUUUAUACUUUCAGUUAACACAGGAUGCUACCAUCGAGCCCAUGAUUGCCUGGUUACGUCUUUCUUUUGUAGAUUCAGCCAUUUCCGGAAUGGUUCUUCAAUAUAAAGGCUUUGAUGGAUUAUGGAAGUGCUUGUUAAAUCGUGACGAUUCUUUAAGACGUAUUUUAAAACAAAGCAUGAAAGGAAACACAAUGCUUCAAAUGCGGGUUCCUCGUGAACAAGAUUUAUUAAGUUCUGGUUAUACCGAUCGUCGACUUUUAGCAUUAACAAAGCCUGAUAGCCAUUAAGAAUGUAUUAUUUACCCAAAUUCAUUAAAUCAUUCAUCAUACUUCUUUU